AUGGCUUAUGUCCAUGAUUCAAACGUUCAUUCUAUAUUUUAUCAGAGGCUUCAAAAAUAUCAUUUAAAGAAUUGUUUAGUUAAAACAUGGUUACAUAAUCGAAGAGCAGUUGAUAUCAUACAAGCAAUAAUAGAUAAUGAAAAUGAUCUGUUUACUGUAUGUCGAGCUAGUGGCAAACGUACUAAAGUGUUAGAAAUUUACUAUUUCAAUGACGAAAAAUUCAAUCAUUUUUCAAGUACUGUUGGCAUUGAUCAGAUAAUUCAAAAUAAUAUUCUACGAAUAGUAUUCGUGUUACAAUUGAAAGAUAACAAACAAUCAAGAGUACCCAGAACAACGCAAACAUCGAAACAUGACGAUGAACAAAGUGCAGAUAGUAGAGUAAAUACAUUAUCGAAACGUCAAAACAAGCAAGCAAUACAAUUUCAAGAAGAACUAAUCGAAAUGGUGAAGCAUCACAAUCAAGAAAAUGGAAUGAUUUCUGUUACAUGCAACAAAAUUGUUACUAUGGCAACAGACAAAAAUCAACAACACAUCAACAUUUUUGGCUAUUUCAAACUAGUCAAUGAUGUAGUACAACAAAUUCAAGAUUUACUGAACAAAUAUCGUUUAACAAAAUAUCAGUUGAAUGAAAUGACCUCAAUGCAAAUCGACUAUCUUAUAAAUGUCUGUCGACCAGAAUUGAAAGUGAUUGAGAAAGAAUUUCAAAACGAUCGUGCACACUUCAAUAUUCGACAACGUGCAUUUAAUGCACCACCACAAUUGAAAGAUGAAAUUGAAUCUCGGAUCAACACUUUAUUAUCACACAUAACAACGUGUACAUUCAAAACAACUGAAUUCUAUUAUGAUAUUGCCAAUCGAGCAAGCUUAGUUGUUAAAACCAUUGCUCAAAAUAAUCGUUGCAAUUGUGAUCUUAAAAUCGAAACAACACUAAAAGCAUGUACAAUACCAAAAGCAAUUGAAACUGCAUCGACGGCUUAUUCUGUUUCAAAACGAAUAAUUGAACAGUCCGAUUUAUUCUGUUCAUCAUCCAUGGUUCACCGACAAGCAACAUUAGCUAAUGGAUCAUUUGAAGUUCUUAUCGGCGAUAUAGCUGCACAAAAGGUCGACACAAUUGUUAUUCCAUCCGUAUCAUAUGGAUUAAAGGAAAGUCUUAUUGAACGAGCUGGGGAAAUUGUGCAACAACCAUUGGAAAAAAGUGGCAAGAAUUCACUUUCAUUCAUUACUGAAACAACAGCUGGUAGAUUGUGUUGCAAAAAGAUUCUAUUUGUAAAUUGGUCAUUAUCAGCAAUGAUGGUACCCAUCAAUGGAAAUAGCUUACGUGAAUCUGUGCGAAAAUUCAUAUCGAAGGUCAUUCAAUAUAUUGUCAUGGGAGAUAAGCAUUCGAAUAUGGAAACUCAAUCAAUUGCAUUUGCAGUUCCUGAUUCAUGCAGCGACGAAAAAAUUGUAGCCGAGGAAAUGAUCUAUGAGACACAGCGUCAAAUUCAAUCCUUAAAAUCAACAUGUUUAAAAGUCUCAUUCAUUCUCUUACCUGACCAGCAAACGUUACAUCAAGAAUUUUUAACAGUAAUUUCAACGAUGGAAAUAAUUGAUAAUAGUUAUGGAACUCUUUUUUAUCCAACAUCAAAACAUUUGAUUAGUUUGGGAAAACCGGAGAUAGUUGAAGACGAAAAGAAAAUUGUUCUUGAAAAAGCAGAAGUUGCUAUACGCGAAGCGAAAGAUCAGUACACAGAAGAUGUGAGAAACGAUCAAUAUGAACAAUAUUCUCCAAGUACAUAUAAUCAAAAAUAUGAAAGUGAAAACAAUGGAAUGGAACAACAGAUAUGCUUAAAUACUGAUGGUGAUAUUAAUAAUGCAUCAUUGCUAAUGUUGAAUGAAUUUCUGCAAAAUCCAAAACUAUCUCUUCGUCCCUAUACAAAACAAUCUUCACCAUGGACAACUAAUUCAUCCACAAAAGAAAAUUUGAAAUCACAUUUAGAAUUUGCACAACGUAUGAAAGAUAACGCAAAUGAAUUGGCAAGAUUAUGUGAGAUGAAUAUGAGUUUGAUACGAGAACAAUCAAAACAACAAAUUCAACCAUCUUUAACAGCUAUAUUUGCUUCAUAUACCGAACCUCAAGUGCAAGAAACAUUAAUAACAACAUCGAAAAAUCAAAUUCCAUCGAAGUUUUUGCAAAAAUCGUAUUAAUCUCAAGCAUUAUUAGGAUGUUUACAGAAAGCAAUGUCUGAUUCUUGUGUAUCAAGUGGUGAACAUGCAUGCGUACAGAAGCUGUUAAACUCAACAACAGAUAAUAAAUUCACUUUUUUAAUACAUAUGCAACAUGAUGUUCAUAAAUCUGUACUUGAUGCUAAUCGAUGUAAAACUGAAGUAUCAGAAGCUGAUCCAAUGCUGUCAUCAAAGUGA
Rotaria sordida is the source of this 2400-nucleotide messenger RNA. NCBI's taxonomy places the organism in Eukaryota, Metazoa, Rotifera, Eurotatoria, Philodinida, Philodinidae. The record is from the annotation of a GenBank genome assembly.